Molecule: messenger RNA, 2804 nt
Organism: Petromyzon marinus (sea lamprey)
Lineage: Eukaryota; Metazoa; Chordata; Hyperoartia; Petromyzontiformes; Petromyzontidae
Product: netrin-G1-like
Biological process (GO): axonogenesis; animal organ morphogenesis; tissue development
Source: RefSeq, a predicted model, not a curated record
CACAUACACACACAACAUACACACAACACAACACACAGCACACACACACCACACACACAAUACACACUCUCUCUACCCACCCCCCCCCCAAAAAAAGUAUAAAAAAGUCUAAACAAUACGAACUCUGCCCUCACUUUGAAAAUCAGUGACCUAUCCAUAAUCGCAGCUUACAUAAGCAGUCUUAAACGUGGAUUUAGGAACGCUGGGCUUGUGGCAGUGCAAUCUAAACCACCCCCGCCGCCUCCCUCCUCCGUUAUAAAGGCAGCCAGCCCUGCUCCGGCUCUAGGUAACAUCAUCAUCAUCAUCGUCGUCGUCGUCGUGGGCAUGCACUUGGAUAUUCCAAUCACGGUAAUGGGACUCGGAUCCUCCCGCCAGCUAUAAGGGGGUCAAUUGGCACGAGACUUCAUCAUCCCCCUGGGAGCCGGUAAUGGGGUCAGUGGCCAGCAGGAGCACUCUCGGCGGAGGGGAGCCCGGCGCACGCGCUCAGCCGCAGCAGCAGGAGCAGCAGCAGGAGCAGCAGCAGGAGCAGCAGCAGCAGGAGCAGUCACACAGCAGAACUCUACGACUCGCAAAUCGCUGAGACCACCACCACCACCACCGCCGCCACCACCACCACCAUCACCGCCGCCACUGCCACCACCGCCAAAACAACCACCACGAAGCACCACCACCACCACCACCAUCCUGGAGCCGUAACGCUGGCGUCCUCCUCGUGAUGCUGGGAGUCGUGGCCAACACUGGACCUCGAGUCCCCGUCGUCCGGGUUCGAGUCCCGGUGCGGCUCGCUGUGGCUUGGCCCACGCUGCUGCUGCUGCUGGGUCUGUGUCUGUGCGGCCCCCGCCGGGCGCUGGCGCAGUACGACGUCUGUAAGAGCACCGUGAGCUGGGACUCGAAGCUGCUGGCGCCCGCCUGGGAGUACUCGGCGUGCCAGCCGCCCACCGCCGACCUGGGCCGCUUCGUGCGCGUCAGCCUCGAGCCGCCCGACAUCACCUGCGGGGACCCGCCCGAGCGCUUCUGCACCCUGGAGAACCCGUACAUGUGCAACAACGAGUGCGACGCUGGCACGGGCGACCUAGCGCACCCCGUGGACCUCAUGUUCGACUACGAGGGCCGUAACCGGCCCACGUACUGGCAGAGCGCAUCGUGGCGGCACCACCCGCGGCCGCUGCAGGCCAACCUCACGCUGUCGUGGAACAAGAGCGUGGAGCUCACCGAGGACGUGGUGGUCACGUUCGAGUACAGCCGCCCCAAGGCCAUGACGCUGGAGAAGUCGCUGGACUACGGGCGCACGUGGCAGCCGUACCAGCACUACGCCGACGACUGCGUCGACGCGUUCGGCAUGGAGGCGCGCAGCAGCCGCGAGCUCGACAAGUCGGCGGUGACCGCGGUCAUCUGCACGGAGGAGUACUCGCGCGCGUACGUGUGGGAGGACGCCAAGACGGUGCGCUUCGAGGUGACGGACCGCUACGCGCUGUACGCGGGCGCCGACAUGCAGAACCUGGCGUCGCUCUACGGCCGCCUGGACACCAACCGAGGCCUGCGCGACUUCUUCACGCUCACCGACCUGCGCCUGCGGCUGCUCCACCCGGCGACGGGCGGCACCUCCGUGGACACGGCCAAUCUCAGCAAGUACUUCUACGCCAUCUCCAACCUGCGCGUCAGAGGCAGGUGCAAGUGCAACCUGCACUCCAACACGUGCCUCUUCAACGACGGGCGCCUCGCGUGCGACUGCGAGCACAACACCAUGGGGCCCGACUGCAGCCGCUGCAAGAAGGGAUUCCGCGGCGGCGCGUGGAGGCCGGGCUCCUACCUGCCCUACCCAUCGGGCACCGCCAACCCGUGCCAGUCGAGUGACACUAAGCACUGCGAAUGCCACGGCCACUCGGAGCGCUGCAGUUACAUCAAACUGCUAAACCUUGUCGUGUGCGUGAGCUGCAAGCACAGCACGCGGGGACAGCACUGUCAGUACUGCCGGCCGGGACACUACCGCAACGCGUCGCUCCCGCUCAGCCACGAGAACGUGUGCAUCGCGUGCGAGUGCAACCCGUUCGGCUCGGCGAGCGAUCGCUGCAACGGCACGGGGCAGUGCGAGUGCAAGGAAGGCGCGAGCGGACUCAAGUGCGGCGAGUGUCUGGCCGGCUACUACUGGAACCGCGGCUGCCAGCAGAACGCGUGCGACGAGGAGCUGCUGCGCUGCCAGAACGGCGGCGAGUGCCGCGACCGCCAGCGCUGCGCUUGCGCGCCCGGCUACUCGGGCGCGCUCUGCGAGGAGCGCAGCGGCUGCCGCGGCCGCGGUGCCGGCUGCGGCGGCUCGGGAACGACGCCGCGCCCGGACCCCGGCGGCCUCCUGCUGGCGCUGCUGCUGGCGGCGCCGCUGCUGGUGGCGCUGCUGGUGCAGUCUACGACCCAGGAGUUGCCGCGCGCCGCUGCUGCCCCUGCGUCGGCCUGAGCGCCCAGAGGCACGAGCGAGAGGGCCGCGAGUGAGCGCCGCGCCCGCUGAGAGGCUGGGACGCGGUCGCACGGACGAGCGGGGUUCUGAGUCAAGCGGAGCCGCUGAGAAGUCGCCACUUUAGGGCUCCCCAGCUAAGUGCUCCCGCUGCCCAGCCCGGGGGGUUGUACGUGACAAUCUGCCCCUCUCCUUCCCCCCACCAAAUCCAACAACCCCCCCCCCCCACCUACCCACCCAAGUCCCAAAUACCACCAGGGAAUCGCGCUCGCAGAGUGUGGCCGGUUCAUAUCAGGGUCCUCUUAAUGGAUUUUCUGUGUUCUCCAGCCUACGACGCAACCAGCGAGCGACCGAGCGA